Topomyia yanbarensis is the source of this 2091-nucleotide messenger RNA. RefSeq names its product actin-related protein 5-like. Gene Ontology annotation, cellular component: cytoplasm; Ino80 complex. Bases 101 to 2050 code for a protein of 649 amino acids. The record is from RefSeq and is a predicted model, not a curated record. The transcript has 2 exons. Lineage: Eukaryota; Metazoa; Arthropoda; Insecta; Diptera; Culicidae. Gene Ontology annotation, biological process: regulation of DNA-templated transcription.
GGGCCGCGCACAGAUUUUUCAAAAUAUCACCUGGCAUCCCUGAAUCAGGCUAAGGAAACUUUUGGUUAGUGGCAAAUACAGGCAAAUACAUAAGUGAAAAAUGAGUCUUUUCGAUAUAGAGGAUGUAAAGGUGAAACCGGACAUUGUAUGCGUCUACCCGGACCCAGAAGUCGCAUCACAUGUAGCAAUAGUAAUCGAUAAUGGGUCCUAUCAGUGUCGUGCCGGUUGGGCCUCCAAAGACGCACCUUCGCUGACUUUUAAAAAUGUAUUGGCUAAACCACGGAAGGAUCGCAGCAAAAAGGAUGCCGAACUCGCUGUUCCAACCGUCCAGAUCGGGAAUGACAUCACUAACAUCGAGGCGGUGCGGUUUCAGCUACGAACCCAAUUUGACCGUAAUGUGGUUACCCAUUUUCACGUACAAGAGCAGAUUUUCGAUUACCUGUUCAGUAAAUUAGGCAUCAAUUCAGAAGGAAGCGUACCACACCCCGUGUUAUUGACUGAAUGUCUUGCUAACCCCAACUAUAGCCGGGGGCUGAUGGCUGAACUGAUGUUUGAGUGUUAUGGUAUUCCGGGACUAGCGUACGGGGUGGAUAGUUUAUUCAGUUUCAGUUUUAACAGUGUUAUGCAGGAUGGUCUUAUAAUUUCCUGUGGGUAUCAUGCUACACACGUUAUACCAGUUCUGAAUGGACGUAUGGUACAGGACAAGGUACGUCGAAUAAAUUUAGGUGGGUACAAUAUGAUUAAUUUUAUGUACCGGUUGCUUCAAUUAAAAUAUCCAGUACACGUGAAUGCAAUUACUUUGAGUCGAGCUGAAACAAUGAUUCACAAUUACUGCUCGCUUGCCUACGACUAUAUAGAAUCCUUGAAGGACUGGGCGUUAUUGGACUACUACGAUCGAAAUGUAAUCAAGAUACAGCUUCCAUUCAAUCAAUCAGCUUCCGCACCCACAUUAACAGCUGAACAAAGAAGUGAAAAAAGAAAAGAGCUUUCGCGAAGAUUGGCUGAGAUUAAUUUACGAAAGCGGGAAGAGAAGCUAGCCCAGGAUAAGGUUCUUCUAGUUAGACUGAGUGCAGCGGAGGAAAACUUAGAUGACGAAAAUAUUUCCUUCACCUUGCAAGAGUUUGGACUAAAAAAUAUCGAUGAACUAAAAAAGACCAUUGUCACACUGAGAGAUCGCAUUGCUAAAAUAACACAAAAAAUGAAUGCUCCACAAAUCUCCCAGGAGGAAGAGAAACCACGUCUAUUGCAACCACCGGUCAAUACGACCAUACAGCAAUGGGUCAUCGAAACCCGUAAGAAGCGGGAUGAUAUUUUGGAUCGCAAACAGACUCGCAAGCAACGCAGGCAAGAUCUUGCGAAACGACGGACCGCAGCGGCUCAGGAGCGAAUGCGAAUAAUUUCUCAUCUGGCCAAGAAAGAGAAGGGUGUAGAUGACUUUGGAAUGCGCGAUGAAGAUUGGGACGUAUAUAAGUCGAUAAGCCGCGACGGGGAUAGCGAUAGUGAAGCAGAGAACGAGAAACUUAUUGAAUACGAAGAAAUUCUCAAACAACACGACAGUAGCUAUAUUGAGCCCACGACUGCGACCGGCAAUAUUGCAGAGUUUCAUCAGUUGCACCUCGGAGUUGAAGGGAUUCGAGUGCCGGAAAUUCUGUUCCAGCCAAGCAUGGUUGGAAUACAGGAAGCAGGUCUCGCUGGAACUAUCGAUUAUGUGUUAAAACUAUUCCCCCAAGAAACUUUGCCCAGGCUGGUUAAUAAUAUCCUACUAACCGGAGGGUGUGCCAAUAUCAGGGGACUCAAAGAACGGCUGUCAAGAGAACUUAUGCAAAUGUUGCCAUUUCGGUCGACGUUCAAUCUGAAGCUUGCGUCGAAUCCAGUUUUGGACGGUUGGAGAGGUGCGAAUCGUUUCGCUAUGAGUGAUAACUUCGACCAGUCGUUGAUCACCAAGCAGACAUAUGACGAGUGCGGUGGGGAGCACUUACAUGAGCAUUUGGCGAGUAAUUUUUACUAUCAAACACCAGCAAGCUGCGGGUUAAAUGAUACUUUUACAUGAUUUUUUGCAAAUAAAUGUAUGAAACUUAAAACUUAAUCAAA